This is a messenger RNA of Armigeres subalbatus, 836 nucleotides long. Its product is annotated as mitochondrial import inner membrane translocase subunit Tim22. Gene Ontology annotation, biological process: protein insertion into mitochondrial inner membrane. Gene Ontology annotation, cellular component: TIM22 mitochondrial import inner membrane insertion complex. The record is from RefSeq and is a predicted model, not a curated record. The transcript has 4 exons. Lineage: Eukaryota; Metazoa; Arthropoda; Insecta; Diptera; Culicidae. Gene Ontology annotation, molecular function: transmembrane protein transporter activity. Bases 133 to 744 code for a protein of 203 amino acids.
UUUUGAUUGCGUAAAACAUAAGAAGUAUCAAGCGUGUAAAAUUUGCAUUUUCAGCGUUGAGUUUUUUUGGAAGCUUCUAAUAAUCUUUAUAGGGAACAAGACUUAAAAUACUCAUAAUCUUAGCAUAAAAGCAUGUCAAUGUUGCUGCCAAAACCACCGAACCCGGAUGACAAACCAAAAUCGGAUGAUGUACCGAAGUCCACCGGGAUCUUUUUCCCCAACGCAGACCUCGAUGAAAUCGCAAAGCACUUCAUCGGUAAUAAUACCAGGUUUCGCGAGAACAUCAUCAUACCCAAGAUGUACGGUGCGGUCCAGAUCAAAACCAACGAGGAGAAGCUAGUGGAGGCGGCAUUCGAGAGCUGUGCGUUCAAAUCGCUGAUGAGCUGCGUGCUGGGGUACGGUUUGGGUGCCGCCAUCGGGUUGUUCAGCUCUUCGGUGAAUCCGAACAUCGCCGAUCCGAUGGCUGGCGAGAAGCAACAGACGGCACGCGAAAUCUUCCGAGAUAUGCGACAGGCAACGCACUCGUAUGGUAAAAAUUUUGCGGUCAUCGGUGCCGUGUUUGCUGCCGUAGAGUGCGUUAUUGAGUCGAAAAGAGGAGUCUCGGAUUGGAAAAAUGGUACUUAUGCUGGAGCAGUGACUGGAGGUCUGAUUGGUUUACGAGCUGGCGUCAAAGCAGGAAUUGUAGGAGCAGCUGGUUUCGCCGCCUUUUCCACAGUUAUUGAUUAUUACAUGAGGCAUCGAUAGUUUUUAAGCAUUUAAUCAUGUCUAGCUUGUAUUAUAAUCUAUAGAAACAAUUGUCCUGUUGGUAAUAAAAGAUACUUUGAAUCGCAAGCAGA